Calidris pugnax (ruff) is the source of this 1290-nucleotide messenger RNA. It is a transcript of the gene NOTUM, whose product is annotated as notum pectinacetylesterase homolog (Drosophila). The transcript is spliced from 9 exons. The coding region runs from base 1 to 1086 and encodes 361 amino acids. The record is from RefSeq and is a predicted model, not a curated record. Gene Ontology annotation, molecular function: hydrolase activity. NCBI's taxonomy places the organism in Eukaryota, Metazoa, Chordata, Aves, Charadriiformes, Scolopacidae.
AUGGGCUUCAUCUCGAAGCGUCUCAGACUCAUCUGUACAUUCCUUGUUUCUUUGUGCCCUUCCACAGGAACCGGGAUCCUGUCGUCACAGCCAGAAGAAAACCCCCACUGGUGGAACGCAAACAUGGUAUUCAUCCCUUAUUGCUCAAGUGAUGUUUGGAGCGGUGCCUCUUCCAAGUCUGAGAAAAAUGAAUAUGCCUUCAUGGGAGCCCUGAUCAUCCAGGAGGUUAUAAAGGAGCUGGUGGGAAAAGGUCUUAGCACUGCAAAGGUGCUGCUGCUUGCAGGGAGCAGUGCUGGAGGGACGGGAGUGCUCCUCAACGUGGACCGAGUGGCAGAGCAGCUGGAGGAGAUGGGUUACCAAGGGAUUCAGGUUCGAGGUUUGGCAGACUCCGGAUGGUUCCUGGAUAAUAAACAGUAUCGCAGAACCGACUGUAUUGACACCAUAACGUGCGCUCCAACAGAAGCCAUCAGAAGAGGAAUAAGGUACUGGAACGGUAUCGUACCCGAACGCUGUAAGCUGCAGUUUAAAGAGGGAGAGGAGUGGAACUGCUUUUUUGGAUACAAGAUUUACCCCACUCUUCGAUGUCCUGUCUUUGUUGUCCAGUGGCUCUUUGAUGAGGCCCAGCUUACUGUAGACAACGUGCACCUCACUGGCCAGCCUGUUCAGGAGGGGCAGUGGCUCUACAUCCAAAAUCUGGGUAGGGAGCUGAGAAACACCUUGAAAGAUGUGACCGCUAGCUUUGCUCCUGCCUGUUUGUCUCAUGAGAUCAUUACACGCAACCACUGGACGGACAUCCAGGUGAAGGGGACGUCGUUACCCCGGGCCUUGCACUGUUGGGAUCGGAGCCUCCACGAGAGCAACAAAAAUGGGAAAGCCCCUCUGAAAGGCUGCCCCAUCCACCUGAUCGACAGCUGCCCGUGGCCCCACUGCAACCCCUCCUGCCCCACCAUCAGGGACCAGUUCACGGGGCAGGAGAUGAACGUCAUCCAGUUCCUCAUGCACAUGGGCUUCGACGUUCAGAAGAUGGCACAGCAGCAGGGCCUGGAGCCCAGCAAACUCCUGGGGAUGCUCAGCAGCGGUAACUAGGAAGGGGGCUGCAGAGGGGCAGAGCGAUGAGAUUGGGGGGAGACUCCAAGCCCUUCUCCCACACUUCCUAAUCUUCUUCCUUACGCUCAUGCAGGCAGACGCACGCUCACACCCACGCAUGCUCACACCUGUACAACCCACGUGCUCCCACACUCUCGCACACUUAGGAUGUGUCAAGGAAAAAAAAAAAGAAAAAAAAAAAAA